Neoarius graeffei (lesser salmon catfish) is the source of this 1670-nucleotide messenger RNA. RefSeq names its product NME/NM23 nucleoside diphosphate kinase 6 (gene nme6). Lineage: Eukaryota; Metazoa; Chordata; Actinopteri; Siluriformes; Ariidae. The record is from RefSeq and is a predicted model, not a curated record. Gene Ontology annotation, molecular function: nucleoside diphosphate kinase activity. Bases 241 to 837 code for a protein of 198 amino acids. Gene Ontology annotation, biological process: CTP biosynthetic process; GTP biosynthetic process; UTP biosynthetic process. The transcript has 5 exons.
UCUUGGUUUCCGAAAGAACAAAAUGGCGGCGCCCAUACAGGCUGGGAAGCGCGUGCAGAAGUAGCAAAAUGUUGAAAGAAAUGAAUGAGCCGCUAGUCAGGGAUUUAUUUAUUUUAUUUUUACUAGACAGUUAAUUAGUUAUUCCACGGCUUUGAGAGUUUAACCGGUUUAAGAUAUGAUAUGAAGUGUCGGUUAGUUUACAUUCCAGCGUUAUCAGGGUUGAACCUGUACAACUAGUGGAUGAAGGUGAUAAGUAAACAGAAGGAGCAUUUCCCGCAAACGCAGGUGAUGAGUUUGAUGCGUCUACGUUGCGCGAAAGCGCUGCAGCUCACUCUGGCAAUCAUAAAACCUGACGCUGUCGCUCAUCCUCUGAUACUGGAGGCUCUUCAUGAGAAGAUUCUAGAGAACAACUUCAUCAUUGUUAGAAAGAAAGAUCUCGUCUGGAGAAGUGGUGAUUCAGAGAGGUUUUAUGCAGAGCAUAAAGGACGAUUCUUCUACCAGCGACUUGUUGAAUUCAUGUCAAGUGGUCCAAUGAGAGCUUACAUCCUAGCGAGAGAGGAUGCUAUUACCCACUGGCGGGAGUUGAUGGGUCCCACUAAAGUGUAUCGAGCGCGGUACACAUCACCGAGGACCAUUCGAGCGCAAUAUGGGCUCACUGACACCAGGAACACAACUCACGGCUCAGAUUCACCAGAAUCAGCCGAAAGAGAGAUUGCGUUCUUCUUUCCAGAGUUCAGUGUUCAGCACUGGUUCGAGAUGGAGGAGCCAUGUUUUAGGGCAGGGCAUGUGGAAUAUGACAAGCGGAGACAAAUCCAUUCUGCACUAAAAGAUAUCUAACAAUUUUAAUGCCUUAAUCAGAAACAGCUCAAAUGUACAGUACUGUGCAAAAGUCUUAGGCACAUGUAAAGAAAUGCUGUAGAUCAAAAAUGGCGUAAAAAUAACGAAAUUAAAUGUUUCAACAUUAUAAACAGCAGUAAGCCAUAGUAAGUGGAAAAAAAGUCAAUAUUUGGUGAGAGACGACCCUUUGCUUAAAAAAAAAUAGUCUCGGGUACAAUGAGUGCGGUUUGAUAAGGAAAUGAGCUGUAGGUUUUACUGAGCAUCUUACAGAACCAGCCGCAGUUCUUCUGGACACUUUGUCGCACUCGCUUCUUCAUUUUACGCCAAAACCCAGUAGCCUUCAUUACGUUUUCUUUUUUAUUCUGAAAAGUGCUCUCUUGUGUAAUAUGCAGCUCAGAUACAAACUUUUUUUUUUAAAAUAACAUUUAAUUUUGUGCUGGAAAACAAAAGUUUGGACUCCUAAAAUGUUUUUGUACCGACUCGAUGAUGUAGAAGUCAUAAAAUAGAAAUCUACAACAAAGUUUCUAUGGAAAAAAAUAGGGUGCAUAAGACUUUUGCACAAGACUGUAUAUAAAGACCUGAAAGCACUAUUCAGGCUGAAUAUUGUGCCAUUUUCUUGGAUUCAGUUGCUGACACGUUGCUUUAUCUUUUCUUAUUUGUGAUUUAUAGAAUCUUCAUUAUUUUCAAAUAGUUUUGUGCCAUUUGUCUUUUUUGUAAAUGAUUGUGUGAAAUGAUGUUCACUUUGAAAUGCUCCUUUUAUUACUGAACAUAUUCUACUGGCUCUCUUUUCAUUGUUAUCUUUUCUAUACCAAUUAAAGCACUCAGCGCUUGAA